AUGGCGCAGGUUUUACAAGAAAAAACCUCGAUCCCUGGCAGUGACCUGCAUCUGAUCUACCUGAGCUCCAGAGCUGCCGGGUAUAAACCAGUCCUCAAAGUCACCAUGACGCAGACAUCCAUACCAUUCAACCUGAUGAAGGUUCACCUGAUGGUGGCGGUAGUGGGUCGCCUUUUCCAGAAAUGGUUUCCUGCUCAGCCGAAUCUUUCCUACACCUUCAUCUGGGACAAAACCGACGCCUACGGCCAACGAGUGUACGGACUGUCUGAGGCAGUUGUGUCAGUGGGGUUUGAAUACGAGUCGUGUCUGGACCUCAUUCUGUGGGAGAAGAGGACGGCCAUCUUGCAGGGCUACGAGAUGGACGCGUCCAACAUGGGAGGGUGGACGCUGGACAAACAUCACAUCCUGGACCUGCAGAACG
Messenger RNA from Labrus bergylta (ballan wrasse), 421 nucleotides. Lineage: Eukaryota; Metazoa; Chordata; Actinopteri; Labriformes; Labridae. The record is from RefSeq and is a predicted model, not a curated record.